AGGUUGUGGAUACACAGUAAAGCUGUAUUGUUUCUCCGCACGAAGCAUUUGUUUCGCAGCCGGGGUCUUUCGAUGUCACGAGCAGCAACGCCCGCGUCACGGUCAUCACGGAGGUAUUCGAACCCUUAUCAGGAUGAUGGGGAAGACUUGCUGGCACCGGGCAUCAACCCGAAGAUUUGGGGCGUCCCCGCUGUGCAGGUGAUCGAGGACCCGUACUCCAAGGCAACAGCCGUGACCCAGUCCGUGGAGCUUGAUGGCAGAGCUCUGAUUCACGCGGUGCCGGCCUUGAAGAACGACAAGGAGGUGGCCUUGAAAGCUGUGCGGGCAGACGGGAGCGCCUUGAUGUUCGUGUCAGACGAGCUGAAGCGCGACAAGGAAGUUGUGCUUGAGGCUGUUCGUGCCGAUGGCGACGCUUUGCGCUUUGCAGACCAGCAGCUCCUGGGGGACAAAGACAUCGCCCUUGCUGCCGUGCAGCGGAACGGCCGGGCACUGCAGCACGUCGCGGUGGAGCUAAGGGACGACGAGGA
Molecule: messenger RNA, 527 nt
Organism: Effrenium voratum
Lineage: Eukaryota; Dinophyceae; Suessiales; Symbiodiniaceae
Source: the annotation of a GenBank genome assembly